Molecule: messenger RNA, 285 nt
Organism: Arabis nemorensis
Lineage: Eukaryota; Viridiplantae; Streptophyta; Magnoliopsida; Brassicales; Brassicaceae
Source: the annotation of a GenBank genome assembly
AUGAAAAUCAACAACUCUAGCUGGAAUGAUCGCUCUCCGCUGAUCGGAACGACUUGUGAUCACCCGAGUCUCCCCACGAGAGACUGGCACAUGAUAGUUUUUAACUCUAGCUGGAACGUUCGUUUCUUGAGGAUGGGGACGACGCGUAGUCACUCGAGGUUCUCCUAUUGGAACGAUCGGUCUUUGAUGAUGGGAACGACGCGUCCUCAUCCGAGGUUCUUCAAGGGAGGAUGGUCGACCUGUAGAUUGUUUGUUUUUAUUAGGAUUAUAAUGUACAAAGUUUAG